Anas platyrhynchos (mallard) is the source of this 2131-nucleotide messenger RNA. It is a transcript of the gene FAM181B, whose product is annotated as family with sequence similarity 181 member B. NCBI's taxonomy places the organism in Eukaryota, Metazoa, Chordata, Aves, Anseriformes, Anatidae. The record is from RefSeq and is a predicted model, not a curated record.
UCCUCCUCCUCCCCCGGCCGCCGCCUUUUCCCCGCCGCCGCCGCCCGCAGCCCGGCGCUGCCCUGCGGAGCUCGGCGCGGCGGCGCCCCGCGGCCGGCCAUGGCCGUGCCAGCCGCCCUGCUCAGCCCCCACCACCACCUCCUCUCCUUCUGCUUCCCCGCCGGCGGCCUGCUGGGCUAUGCCGACCUGGAGAAGGGCUACGAGGGCGGAGGAGGAGGAGGAGGAGGUGGCGGCGGCGGCGGCGGCGGCGAGGCGGGGGACUUUAAGGAAGCCACCCGGGACCUGCUGAGCUUCAUCGACUCGGCCUCCAGCAACAUCAAGCUGGCGCUGGACAAGCCGGUGAAGUCGAAGAGGAAGGUGAACCACAGGAAAUACCUGCAGAAGCAGAUCAAGCGUUGCACCGGCAUCAUCGCCGCCGCCGCCCCGCCGCCCUCCUCCUCCUCCUCCUCCUCCUCCCCGGCCGCCGCCGCUUGCCCGGCCAAGCAGCCGCCGCCACCUCGCCGGGAAGCCUCGACGGCGGCCAGCAGCCUCCAGAGCAAGAGCCUGGCGGCCCUUUUCGGCUCCCUGCAGCCGGGAAGGGGCUCGGCGAGCGGCUGCGGGGCGGCGGGAGGAGGAGGAGGAGGAAGCAGCGGAGGGUCGGCGGCUGCGGGUGGCCCUCGGAAGGUGCCUCUGCGGGCCCGCAACCUGCCGCCCUCCUUCUUCACCGAGCCGGCUCUGCCGCCCCGCGGGCCUCCGCCGGCCUCCAAGGAGACGGAGAAAGGCGGUGGGGCGGAGGCAGCCGAGUUUUUUGAGCUGCUGGGCCCCGACUACGGAGCGCUGCUGCCUGAGCACGCCGCCCCGCAGGACGCCUUCCCCGCCGCCCGCCUGCCCGCCGAGCUGGGGCUGGAGCACGGCCUCUACGAGGCUCCGCUGCCUUCGCUGCCCGCCGCCCACCACCCGCUGUUGGGUGGGCUGCUGUAUCCCGAGCCGCCCUGGAGCCCGGCCGGGCCCUGCAGCCCCCCAAAAAAAUCUCCUCCCGAGGCGCUACGCCCGCUCUACUCCGGUGGAGCGGAGUCCGGCAGCGAGACCUUCGGCUCCUUCUUCCCUGAGUGCCCCUUGGCCCCGCCACAGGUGCCCUACGACUACAGCACCGGCUACCACCGGGCCACCUACUCCGGCCUGUAGGGCAAGGCUGGUGGGCUUGGCCCCCUGGGCCUCGAACACGGACCGUAACGCAGGGGGAAGGAGGGAGCGGGCGAGCCCACCUCCCAUGGGGUGGCUGAGUCCUGGGUGAGGGCUCAGGAUGGGACCCAGUGGAUGCUCACGGUGGUGAGGGAAGAGUUGGGUUCCACCACCUUGGAGUGGCUGGGGGCUGCGCUCACCCUGCCAGCCCCCUGAAAGCUGGCCACAGCUCCUGUUGGAAGAGCACUGGGAUCUGGGAUGUCUCAGUGCCUGGCAAGUCGCCUCCUCCUCCUGCAGCCUGGGAGAUGCUGCGGUGUGCCAAUAAAAACGUGAAAUACUCGAUUCCUUCAGGUGUUUUUAUAGUGCACAGUGACUACAGUGCGUUAGCGUUCAUUAGGGGUCAGGUUUUGUGUUACUGUAGGCAGACGCGACUUGAUUUACGUGUCCGGCGUGACAUUGCAAUGGGGUCUGCUCUCCUUGAAAGCAGCCAUGACCACUUGUAAUUGAUUUCAGUUUGGAAGUAAAACUCAGUCAACUCUUGUGGUGUGUUUAACGUCUUUCACAGCAGUGUGUGCAUCCUGAGUGCUGGCAGAUUUUCAGCUGAGGACACAAAAGGCGAGUAAAAAAAAUUCAAUGAAGCAAAAUUUGAAAACAAAUGCUGCUACCAAAUCUUAGGUGUCCUGAAAUUUAACGAUGUCUUGCAGGAUCUUGCAAACAGCAAUUUAAGUUAACAGACAGCAUAAGUUCUGGACAAAAAUGUACUGUAGCUGCUCCAGCUAUGUGAUUCCUACAGACUGUUGGAUUUCUUUCAGGAAUGUGUCAAAGCUCGGAAAGCAAUGUGGCUCAGUCUCAUUGUGUACAGGAGAUUAUUUGAUAAUUGUUUAAGUUAUGUAAAAGAGUUUAUGAUAGGUCCUAUAAAAAUAAAGCUACACAGUAGAUCUAAGACCUGUGGUUCUUACUGCUGUUGAAA